CAGUAUAUGCUCCAUAAAAAUGAAUCUUAUCUACUUUCCUUCUCUAUCUCAAGUUUUGUUUUGUUUUCUGUAUUGAACCUUACUUUCUCUUGCAAUGGUGUACACACCUUUUUACUUUCUUCUCUUUGUGCUUCUUUUUCCAUUCCACACUUUUGCUCAAAACAAUAGUACUAUAGCUGCUGGCAGCACUCUUACUGCAACAGAUAACACCAAACCAUGGCUCUCACCUUCUGGUGAGUUUGCAUGUGGAUUCUCACAAAUUCAAGGCACAAAUCAGUUCUUGGUUUGCAUAUGGUAUGCAAAAAUAAAUGAGCGUACCAUAGUUUGGCAUGCAAAUACUACUUCUCCGGUGCCACAAGGAUCAACACUGCGGCUGGAUGCUGAAUUUGGGCUGAUUCUUCGUGAUCCUCAGGGCAAUAGAUUAUGGACAACUGAUGGCUUUGUUGAUAAAGUUGCUUAUGGUUUCUUGAAUGAUACAGGAAAAUUUGUCCUUUCCAGAAAUGAUUCUAGAGUGCUGUGGGAUACCUUUGCACACCCAACCGAUACUUUAUUGCCAACUCAAGAGAUGGAGAUUGGCAGCAUGCUCAUCUCUCGACGCUCUGAAGCCAAUUUUUCACUUGGUAGGUUCUAUCUUCGGAUGCCUGAUAAUGGGAAUUUGGUGCUUUCAUCAAAAAUGGUUUCAACCAAUUCAGACUACGAUGCUGAUUACUACAAUAGUCAGACUUCUGAUACUUCAAAUCCGACAAAUUCUGGCUAUAAAGUGAUAUUUAGUGAGAAAGGCUCAGUUUCUAUACUAAAAAGAAACAACGCAACACAAGAGCUUACUCCACGGUCUGUCUCAUCAGUUACGGAAAAUUAUCUGAGACUAACUCUAAACUUUGAUGGAGUGCUCACUCUGUAUCGUUAUCCCAAGGGUUCUGCUGGUAACCUAUCUUGGAUUCCUCUUUGGUCUCAGCCGGAUAAUAUUUGUACGAAAAUUACUGGCGAUAAAGGCAGUGGGGCUUGUGGGUACAACAGUGUGUGCUCAAUUGAUGCCAACCAGAGACCAUCUUGUAAUUGCCCUCGGGGUUAUUCCCUGCUUGAUCCAAGUGACCAGUAUGGAAGCUGCCAACCAAAUUAUGUUCAGACUUGUGGGAAACCUGCGAAUGGUUCAUCUGAAGAGCUGUUUAGUUUAAUUGAGAUAACAGACACAGAUUGGCCACUAUCAGACUUUGAGCAGAUUAAUCCUUCCAACAAAGAUGACUGCAGAACGGCUUGUUUGAAUGAUUGUUUGUGUGCUGUUGCAAUUUUCAGAAGCAAUACCUGCUGGAAGAAGAAGUUGCCACUGUCGAAUGGGCGCAUAGACACCACUCUAGAUGCAACAGCUUUCAUCAAAGUGGGGAAAGGUGAUGCUCCUCCUUUGAGUCCUGAUCCGUGGAGAGAAUUUCCAGAGAGGAAGAAGGAUCAAGGAAAUUUGAUCCUUGCGGGUUCAGUGCUCUUGGGAAGCUCUGUAUUUGUAAAUGUUCUACUCCUUACUGCACUUCUUUUUGGAUUCUUCUUCAUUUACAAGAAGAAAAUCAAGGCAUUUGCCCCUACUAAUCUUUCUGUGCCAUCAAAUCUGCAAUACUUUUCAUAUCAAUGUCUUGCAGAAGCUACAAACCAGUUUAAGGAAGAAGUAGGCCGAGGUGCUUUUGGAAUUGUGUAUAAAGGGGAAAUGCCAGUGGGUUCCGGAAACAUUGUUGCUGUGAAGAAGUUAGAUCGAGUAGCUCAUGAUACAGACAAGGAGUUCAAGACGGAAGUAAAUGUGAUUGGCCAAACACAUCACAAAAAUUUGGUCCGGCUGCUCGGGUAUUGUGAUGAGGGGCAGCAUCGGAUGCUGGUUUAUGAGUACAUGCCAAAUGGCACUCUAGCAACUUUCCUUUUCAAUGACCUCAAGCCCAGUUGGAGCCAGAGGACCAAAAUUGCCUUGGGGGUUGCUCAUGGCCUCACCUACCUACAUGAAGAAUGCAGCACUCAGAUCAUUCACUGUGAUAUAAAGCCUCAGAAUAUACUUCUUGAUGAUUACUAUGCUGCUCGGAUCUCAGAUUUUGGAUUGGCAAAACUUUUGAUGAUGAACCAGAGCCGGACAUAUACUAAUAUUAGGGGAACAAAAGGCUAUGUUGCUCCCGAGUGGUUCAGAAACAACCAAGUCACAGUGAAGGUCGAUGUUUACAGCUUUGGAGUGUUGCUGAUGGAAAUCAUAGCAUGCCGGAGAAGCCUGGAGGACGAAGAAAUAUGUGGAGCAGAUAAAGCUGUUCUUGCUGAUUGGUUCACGGACUGUUUUCAUGAGAAGAGAUUGGAGUUAUUAGUUGAAGAUGACGCAGAGGCCUUGUGUGAUAUGGAGACGCUGAAACGAUUUGUAAUGACUGCGAUCUGGUGCAUUCAAGAAGAUGCUUCUCUGAGGCCAACAAUGAAGAGGGUCAGCCAAAUGCUUGAAGGUGCAGUUGAAGUUCUUGUGCCUCCAGUUCCUUAUCCUUUAACCAGUAUCACUACUUAUGUUUCACUUGAAUAACUCUUUUAUUGCCUUCAUAUAUUCAUAAAACCAUGCCACUCUGAUUGUCUAUUCUCUUUAGGCAUUUCACUUGCUGCUUAAUUGUAGUAAUUUCCCAUAGAUUGCAUAAAAAUGUAUUGAUAGAAUAUAAUUGCUCACACAAUACUACUUUUCUUUCCUAUAUGUUAAAUGUUUUAAGUUUAUUC
Messenger RNA from Ipomoea nil (Japanese morning glory), 2715 nucleotides. Its product is annotated as G-type lectin S-receptor-like serine/threonine-protein kinase RLK1. Lineage: Eukaryota; Viridiplantae; Streptophyta; Magnoliopsida; Solanales; Convolvulaceae. Gene Ontology annotation, biological process: recognition of pollen; protein phosphorylation. Bases 95 to 2530 code for a protein of 811 amino acids. The transcript has a single exon. Gene Ontology annotation, molecular function: protein serine/threonine kinase activity; ATP binding. The record is from RefSeq and is a predicted model, not a curated record.